Salvelinus sp. IW2-2015 is the source of this 399-nucleotide messenger RNA. Lineage: Eukaryota; Metazoa; Chordata; Actinopteri; Salmoniformes; Salmonidae. The record is from RefSeq and is a predicted model, not a curated record.
AUGUUGCAGGAGAUGAUGAGUCGUCAUGGUGACCAGGCCCCGCCCACCUCACGGCCACACCCCUUCCCUCUGGAGAUGGCCCACUCCUACAGUAGUCCAUUGCUGAGCUCGUGUGGUUCCACUAAGGUCCUCUACUUUACAGACCACUCACACACACCCUGCAUGAUCCACAUCAACAAGAGGUUGGGAAAAGUAACUCUGAGAGAUGUGAAGACGGCAGUAGACAGAGAUGACAAACCACAGAUUCACUUCAAAGCCCUCGACCCCGAGUUUGGUACCGUCAAAGAAGAGGUAUUUGAAGACGAGGCGUUGGUUCCAGGCUGGGAGGGGAAGAUAGUGGCCUGGGUGGAGGAGGACAACGGAGAGGAGAGGAUUAAAGCCCAGCUGCUGAGGAACUGA